GACGAAGAAAAUGAGUUCAUGAGUAAAAAUUAAGUAAAAGUGAACGAUUAUUUUUCUUCAGCAUCUAGUAUUGUUACUAAACAUAUAUAUAUUUAUAUUUAUAAGAUAAAAGGUACUUGACCUGGUUAUGAAGUACAUCAAACCAAAAAGUAUUACAAUUGCAACUAAAGGCAGGUGUAUAUGAUAGCUGAAUAUUCUUUAUGUCCAUGAUUGAAAACUGAUGCAAUGAUGAUGGACCAAGAGGAACAUUUAAUAGAAAAAGAUCAACCAAAGUGUUUCACACGUUCGGCAGCACGACAUCUUCGCCGUAAGCGUUUACACGACGCUCGUAAAGCUGAAAAGCAAAAAGAAAAUUUGGUCAAAGACAUAGUUGCCGUAUCAAAUCGAGAAUUCGCUACUGCAAAAAGCACAGAUCAGCCAGAACUUAUAACAAAGUCGAAAGCUCGGAGAUUGCGAAAAAAGAAUAAAGCAAAACAGCUUCAGAACUGUUGUUCGUAUUGUGAAUCAUAUUGCGAAGAUUCAGCACUUGUUAUUGAACCAAUUAAUAAUCAAGAAGUUGUUAAUGAUAACGAUACGAAAGAUAUAAAAACGUUAACAAAAUCUAAAGCUCAGCAAAUACGAAAGGAUAAUAAAACAGGUUGGAUGCAAUGCAGCUGUUAUUUUUGCUGUGAUACAUACAUUUCUAUUAUUGACCCAAUUUUGGCGAAAUAUAGCAAGCCAGAAGAAAACGAUUUGAGCCGUUUGACCGAAUUAGUAACAGAGUUUAGUAUCGUUGAUGUUGAAGCGGAGAUGAAUCGUGUAGCGGCGGACGGGAUAUCAAGAAAUAGCACGCACAAAAACCUUGAACAUAAUAGCCCAAUGAUUACAUCGUCUGAAAUGACUGACAAUAAAGUAAACGUCUCAGAAAAGUCGAGAGAAGAGAUUAAGGCUGAACGCGAAGCCAAGAAAGCUGCUAAAGCACUUGCCAAAGCAAAAGCUAAAUCUACCAAAAUAGAAAGUAAAGAUAUUAAACCUGGCAAGGUAGAAAGUGAAGAUACUAAAUCCGAUAAGGUUGAAAAUAAAGAUACUUCCGACAAUAAAAGUGUACCUCUUGAUAGUAAAAGAAAUAAACAAAACAGUGAGAUACCCGAGGAUCAGGCUUCCAAUAAGGCAUUUAUAGUUAAUAAGACUGUAAACGCAUGUAUAAAAAAUGCACCUGCAGAAGGUAGAAUCGAAGGUAAAAGUAAAGCGGAGUUACGAGCUGAGAGAAGAGCAAAACAAGAAGCACAAAGAGCAGCGAAGCAACAGCAUUUGGAAGGAAAAAGUAAAGUGAAAACUAAGGAGGAGUAUAAUAAUAAAUCGGUUAAGCAAAUCACUGGUGAAACAGAAGUUAAAAAGAAAAUUGUAACGCCUAAAAAAAUUGUCCAGAAAGAUAAUUCUCAUGAGAUAAAUCUCUUUAAACAUUUAUAUCACGAAAGAGAACAAGCUAUUGUUGAUGUACAUUUUGUCAAUUCAAGUAUACAUCCUGCAAUAGUCAGGCUAGGUACACAGUAUGAAAAUAAAGUGAUCGUUGGCAGUAAUGCAAGAUGUGUUGCACUGUUGGCCACUGUAAAACAACUUAUUCAGGAUUUCGAACGACCAUCGCAAGCUGAUUUUAUUAGGGGUCUUGAAGCAACUUUACAAGAAUCUAUAGCAUACUUGCAUCAUUGUAGGCCAUUAGCUGUUUCUAUGCAAAAUGCAUUGAGACACUUAAAAUGGCAAAUGACACAAUUAUCUGCUGCAUUGUCUGAUAUAGAUGCAAAAAAUAAAUUAAUUAAUGCAAUAGAUACUUAUAUUCUUGAACAAAUACAACUUGCCGAUAAGGCAAUAUCAAUAACCAUUCAAACAAAAAUAUCCAAUGGAGAUGUUAUUCUUACUUAUGGCUAUUCAUCGUUGAUUCAUAAAAUACUGUUAGACGCUCACACGGCGGGAAAGCAAUUCCGAGUUAUUGUUGUCGAUGGAAGACCAUGGCUCGAAGGAAAAGAACAACUUAGACGGUUAGCAAAAAGUGGAAUCGAAUGCUCAUACAUUUUAAUCAAUGCUUUAAGUUAUGUAAUGCCGGAAGUAAGUAAAGUUUUUCUUGGUGCUCAUGCGAUAUUAGCCAACGGCGCUGUAAUGUCGAGAGUUGGUACUGCUCAAGUUGCUUUAAUGGCAAGAGCCUUUAAUAUCCCUGUAUUAGUAGCCUGUGAAACUCACAAAUCUUGUGAACGAGUGCAAACAGAUUCUAUAGUCUACAAUGAAUUAGGGAAUGCAGAUGAACUCGCACAAGUCUAUGGAAGUGGAACGAAGAAAUCGUUACUUGCAAAUUGGAAGACUAGAAAGUCAUUGAAUCUUUUAAAUAUCACGUACGAUGUUACGCCAGCUGAUUUGGUAACAGCUGUGGUCACAGAAUUGGCUAUUUUACCAUGCACUAGUGUUCCUGUGAUUUUAAGAAUCAAACCAUCUGAAAUUUAAAUGAUAGUGCUUAGAAACAAUGUCUGUUACACCCUCAUAAUAUUGAAAUAUAAACAUACAACUUUUUAAACGA
Molecule: messenger RNA, 2545 nt
Organism: Osmia lignaria (orchard mason bee)
Lineage: Eukaryota; Metazoa; Arthropoda; Insecta; Hymenoptera; Megachilidae
Gene: eIF2Bdelta
Product: eukaryotic translation initiation factor 2B subunit delta
Source: RefSeq, a predicted model, not a curated record